This is a messenger RNA of Sitodiplosis mosellana (orange wheat blossom midge), 3167 nucleotides long. Its product is annotated as innexin inx2. NCBI's taxonomy places the organism in Eukaryota, Metazoa, Arthropoda, Insecta, Diptera, Cecidomyiidae. The record is from RefSeq and is a predicted model, not a curated record. Bases 754 to 1833 code for a protein of 359 amino acids. Gene Ontology annotation, molecular function: gap junction channel activity. Gene Ontology annotation, biological process: phototransduction. Gene Ontology annotation, cellular component: plasma membrane; gap junction. The transcript has 2 exons.
UGUACAAACCGUGUUACGCGCGCUAUUCAUUUUCGUUUUCUCCCUCCCCACCUCUUUUUCGAACGGUUCGUUGCACGAUGAUCGUCCAGUUUCAAUUCGUUAUUCAAAGCGAUCACAUCGGAUUUUGGUCGUUCCGAACUGGAGAGUGAACACAGUUCAAAGAGUGGCAUUCUCAAUGUUCGCCCAUUUUGCAAUCCAUUGGGUUGAAUAUUCUUAAGCGCUGUGUUUAUUUUUUCUACUUUGUUUAUAACAAAAGAAUAUAAUUGAAAGGACAAAUUUGUUUUGGCCGAUAAAAAAAGUGGCAAAAUUGCAAUUUUCCAUUUGAAAGUCAAACAAAUUCAAUGUGUUCUACAUUAAAGCCAAACGAAUUCUUGAACGCAACAGCAGCAACAGCAGCAGCAACAACAACAAUAACGCUACCUAAAGCAAUAGCACAUAGGUAAAACGAACGACAACCGCUACGCACAGCGACGGAGACAGCACAACGACGCAGCAUUUCCAUUAUAGUACGGUGUGCGUUUAACACGAGUUAACAAAUAUUACGACAAAAAAAAAAUCAAAGAAUUGCUUACAGCCUUUUUUUUUCGACUGGAAAACAAAGAGUCAAAAGUGUAUCAGAAACGAACAGAAAGAAAACAAACGCAAAAUAGUACGAGCGUAUUUUUUCUACCAAUUGACACAGUGGUUUUCGAUUAUUAAUUGCAUCUGUGCACCAAAUUGAUUGGUUCGUGUGAAUAAAAUAAGUGUCACAACAUGUUUGAUGUGUUUGGCUCUGUUAAGGGGCUUUUGAAGCUCGACCAGGUCUGCAUUGACAACAACAUAUUCCGAUUGCACUACAAAGCAACAGUUAUCGUGUUGAUAGCCUUUUCGUUGCUGGUGACGUCGCGUCAGUACAUCGGAGACCCAAUCGAUUGCAUCGUCGAUGAAAUUCCACUGGGCGUCAUGGAUACGUACUGUUGGAUUUACAGUACGUUCACAAUACCGAAUCGAAUGAUUGGAGUGGCUGGUCGUGACAUGGUUCAGCCGGGUGUUGUGAGCCAUGUGGAGGGCAGCGACGAAGUUAAAUACCAUAAAUACUAUCAGUGGGUGUGCUUUGCGCUAUUCUUCCAAGCCAUGCUGUUCUACGUGCCACGAUACUUGUGGAAGACAUGGGAAGGUGGCCGCAUUAAGAUGCUUGUGCUCGACUUGAACAUGCCAAUCGUGAACGAAGAGUGCAAAGAGGAUCGCAAAAAGAUUCUCAUUAGCUACUUCCAAGAGAAUCUACGGCGACACAAUUUCUACGCAUUCCGGUUUUUCAUCUGUGAAGCGCUCAAUUUCGUCAAUGUCAUCGGACAAAUCUACUUUAUGGACUACUUUUUGGACGGUGAAUUCUCCACCUACGGCAGCGAUGUGCUACGAUUCACCGAACUCGAACCGGAGAUGCGUGGCGAUCCAAUGUCACGUGUCUUUCCAAAAGUCACCAAAUGCACAUUCCACAAAUACGGUCCAUCGGGCAGUGUGCAGAAAUUCGAUGGUUUGUGCGUGCUACCGCUGAACAUUGUCAAUGAGAAAAUCUAUGUGUUCCUGUGGUUCUGGUUCAUCAUUUUGAGCAUUUUGAGCGGUUUCUCAUUGGUGUAUCGUGCAUUGGUCGUAUUUGCACCAAAAGUGCGAUUGUAUUUGUUGCGCGCCCGAACACGACUCUCAUCACACCAGGACAUUGAACAUAUAUCGAACAAGUGCCAAAUCGGAGAUUGGUUCAUACUCUAUCAAUUAGGUAAAAAUAUUGAUCCAUUAAUUUUCAAGGAAAUCAUCACAGAGUUAGCUAUGAAAUUGAAUGGCAAACAUGACGUCUGAUCAAUUCCAUCAUCAUCACGCACGCCACGCCACACCGCCCAACACACAAAUGAUCAAUUGACAAUCGAUGCUGUUCCUAGUUUUCUCGGACCAAUGUAUACUCGCAACGUGUGUACACAGCAACAACAACAACAACAACUCACAUUUCAAUCGUGACCAUAAACAACAAAAAACCAUCGAGACUAAACUAACGCAUUUGCAUUAUCAAUAUUUCCAUCACUUAAAACGCAUAUAGCAUACAAGCAAUCUAUUCUCCUUUUUUCAAAGCACAAAAACAAAUGAUGAUAAAAUCCGAUACAUAGAACAAGAAAAAACAAUAGCAAAAGAGAUUUCUACAAAUUUUUAAUUCAUUUGAAUUAUUUUGACGGUUUUUUUUCAAUUUUUUUCUCUCAUUACGAACGUUUCAACAACGUUCGACACAAUAAGAAAAUUAGAUGUUAGUAAAUGAAUUUAUGUAGAAAUAUGAGUUCAACAUAAAAAAAACUGCCGGCUGCCCAUCGAAAAAGGAAUCAACUUUUAAUUUGCAAUGGAUUAUCCUUUUUUUAAGCAUUUAACACCUUUUCCAAUUCAUUAGGAUUUUCCUUUUUUUAUCUUUUAAUUCACAAAAACAAAUCAUUUCAACUACUACUUUUCUUCUUGCAAAUUUUAAACUCGCCGCCAUAAAGUUUAAUCGUACUUUUUGCGGAACAAAUCGGAUCCAAUGUAAGAAAUUUUGAAGGAAAUUAACAAAAAAAGAGAGAAAUGAAUACACUUUGUUUACGUAAGGAACCAACAAAAGACGAAAUCAUUCCAUUGUUAAACGCGACAACAACAACAACCACAAACACACAAAUAAAAUUCUACAAAAUGCAAUGACUUGCAAUUGAUACAAAAUCUUGAUGAUUUCAUACAAUUUAGAUUAUAAUUUAUGGAUAUACAUAUUUUUUUAAAAAAAUAAAACAACCCUUAAAUUAAGCCUCUCGUACGAAGAAGAAACAAAAAACAAGCAAAUCAAAUGAAAAGAAAAAGGAAGAGAAAAAUAUUCAGUGUGAGUGACAGUGAACUUUACAAUCAAUUUUUUGAAGAAUAUUUUACGGUAGUUUUUCGGAAAAUCUAUUACCUACUUAUUAAUGAUUUAAUUUUGGAUGUGUAUUUUAAAUCGUGAAAUGAGAUAGAUAUUAAAAUAAUAAUGAAUACGAGUAAAAACAAAAUGUGUAGCUGCGAGAAUGGCUACAUUUAAUUUAUUUUAGAAGAAAAAUGAUAACAAAAAAACGAGAGAAAUUUUUUCCUCAAAACUGAUGAUAUAAAGAAAAAUGUUAAAUAAAAAUGGAAAAAUGAUUUGAAAAAGAAAAAAA